AUGAGCCAAGUACCAACAGAUCUUCUACCUCACGAUUCAUAUGUGGGAGAGAUCUAUCGUAUCAAUAUCUCCUUCAUCUGCGCCAAUUCCAUCAUCAUCAUCAUUCGUUUGAUCGUCAGAGGUUUUGUCGUCGGACAGUUAGCCGUUGAUGACUUCCUUAUGGUGGCGGCUGGCCUCUUUGCCGAUGCCUUUUCCGCCAUGUCAAUAGUCGGCAUACGAUAUGGCCUGGGGAGACAUAUAUAUGACCUUCCACAGGACUCCAGAUUGGUUGACAACACGAAGAAAGUGAUCCAGACAUUGUGGACAUGUCAAAUCAUGUACGUGACGGCCUUGAUGCUGGUCAAGAUUUCCAUUGUGACAUCGUACCUUCGAGUUUUCCCGACGACGGUGUUUCGGAGAAUCAUGUAUGCUCUCGGCGUGGCCAUCAUUGCGGUCUGGAUCUGCAGUAUACUCGUCACCAUUUUCCAAUGCCACCCGGUUCGCGCAGCUUGGGACUUUACUCUUCCCCGAAAUUGCCUGCAAAUCGUCACGUUCUAUUACUUCACCACCGCUUUUUCCAUCUUUACCGACUUCCUGCUGUGUACCCUCCCGUUGCCGGUCUUCUUCAGGCUCAAACUUCCGGCGAGGCAAAAGUACAUUGUGUCGUUACUGUUUGCCGUUGGCCUUUUCGCAACCGUGGCGUCGGCUCUACGCAUAAGUGUCCUCGAAAGUGUCAACAGCCUAGAUGUCACCAUGGGAUCAGUAUCCACCAUGAAAUGGUCGGUGGUUGAGGUCGGCACUGGUAUCAUCUGCGCAUGUAUCCCCUGCCUGAAACCGCUUUUCAAGAACCUAUUGCCAGACAAGAACUCCGCCAACAGGUCUGGUAGCCGCGCCGAAGGGCCUGGUGUGCAUACACCUAGGCUAGGAACUGCACAUGAGGAGAGGCAUGAGCUGACCAAGCCCUCGGAAGGCUGGACGAACUUCAGUCGGCAAACGCUCACCCUGAAACAAGGCCCCAUGGUGACGGCGAAGAAUUUUGUUUAG
Fonsecaea erecta is the source of this 1023-nucleotide messenger RNA. RefSeq lists its product as hypothetical. The record is from RefSeq and is a predicted model, not a curated record. Lineage: Eukaryota; Fungi; Ascomycota; Eurotiomycetes; Chaetothyriales; Herpotrichiellaceae. Bases 1 to 1023 code for a protein of 340 amino acids. The transcript has 3 exons.